GACGAUAUUGAGAUUGAGCUGCAGAAGCGGGCGGUUGUGAAAGCCAAGCGUGCUGUCGCCAUCUUGCCUGCCGAUUUUCGUGCUGUCGACUGUUGUAGCCUCAGGCAGCACUGCUCGGGCCGCUGAAUCUUGGCGCUUCCACCGCAAAUUGCUGCUUCCCGCACAUCAUCGCAUCGAGACUUUGCUGCGCAGACGUCGCUUUCAGGACCAAUACUAACACAGCAGCAGUCACGAUGGUCGCCGCAAAGAAGCACGUCCCGAUCGUGAAGAAGCACACCACUCGCUUCAACCGCCACCAGUCCGACCGCUUCAAGUGCGUCGACCCAUCAUGGAGGAAGCCUAAGGGUAUCGACAACCGUGUCCGGAGACGAUUCAAGGGCCAGGCCGCCAUGCCAAAGAUCGGCUACGGUAACAACAAGAAGACCCGCCACAUGAUGCCAUCCGGCCACAAGGCUUUCCUCGUCAACAACAUCCGUGACUUGGACCUCCUCCUCAUGCACAACCGCACCUACGCUGCCGAAAUCGCACAUGCAGUCUCGUCGAGAAAGCGCAUCGAAAUCGUGGCCCGCGCCAAGCAGCUCGGCGUCAAGGUCACCAACGGCAAGGCCAAGAUCACCUCCGAGUCGUAAACGUGUUUCCUUACUUUAUGAUGCGGGCAAUGUGACUACAGGCGAUGGAAUGAAAGCAGGAACUGGGAUGGCGUCAUUGAAAGGGUGCAAUUGCAAUGCAUAUUCGAGGUUGCUUUAUGGGCCAGACCACUGUUCAGCGAUUUUUGGCUGGUCUGGAGGUCUCUACAUGAACGCCGCCAACGCCUCGCUAGAGUACUGCAGUACGUAGCGUACUGAAUCGCGUGAAAGCAUGAAGAAAUGAUGAUGUG
Molecule: messenger RNA, 877 nt
Organism: Pseudocercospora fijiensis CIRAD86
Lineage: Eukaryota; Fungi; Ascomycota; Dothideomycetes; Mycosphaerellales; Mycosphaerellaceae
Exons: 4
Coding region: 234-629 (131 amino acids)
Biological process (GO): translation
Cellular component (GO): cytosolic large ribosomal subunit; ribosome
Molecular function (GO): structural constituent of ribosome
Source: RefSeq, a predicted model, not a curated record